AAACUGGGUGCAGCCGAGGGAAGAGGAGAGACAGAGAGAGAGACUUUCAAUACGUUUUUGGGCACUGAAUACACUGACUGUACUCCAGGUUUCCUCUCCUACGCCAUGACCCGCCCCUACACCAUCUCACUUGGACUCCUGCUCCUCCUCAUUGGCUACACAGCGGCAGGACCCGAGUCUGCGCUCCAACCCAGAGAUGUCCGGUCGAGUGCCUGUCAGGACCACAGUACUCUUCAUGACAGACUGGAUGUAGUGGAGAAGCAUGUAGAGGACACAGUACAAAAGCUGGAGGCUGAGCUGGCCAUGCUGCUGGAUGCCAUAGAAGCCCCUGAGUGGAGUCCCCUGCUGGAAACUGUUGGAAAACCUGUGGUGGACAUCCUGGACGGCCAGGGACUGGGAGAGAAUGGCGACUCCUGAGAGAGGAAGAGGAGAAGAUCUCUGUUGAGCAGCUACUAAUUCUACUUCACUUUAGCUUUAGGAAGUGAUGAGGGUGCACCUGGCUAGGUCAAACAAUGAAAGACUAAUGUACAGUCUCUGCUGUUUUGCUGAAGUUGUAUUUUGUAAGUGGACAAACACGGUAUAAAACAAGCCUUCUAAAGUGUAAACACAGGCUUAGUAUAUAUUCUGUGGUACAGUCACUAGAUCACAACACUAAAGCUUAUUUGUCCCCGUAAUACACUGCUCUGUUCCUCGGGCACUCAUCCUUUCUCUCGUCUUUGGCUGAACUUGAAUCCCUACACCCAGGGGUAACUGUGUCCCCAGCCUCUCCGGAUGUUUACAUCAAAGUCGUAAACCAUUGAUUGUUUUCUCUGGUAAUGUCUUCUGUUUUGGGUGGGAUUGACCCUUUUCUGUCCCAUGCCUCUCUUCCGCCCCCUGGUGUCAGUCAAGAGUGACACAUGCAGCACCGAGUCACAAGGUAGACCUUGCCCUUUAUCACAGAUCAAGAAUCAGGUUACCCUAACCCCCAAUCCUAUACCAAACCAUUAGGGGGCUGUAAAUAAUACCUGACCCUGUAUCUGUGGUUAGGGACCACUAAUCGUCUCAAUGUGGAUGAAUGACAAAAACAAAAUCAUUACAGAGACUACUAGAAGGAAUGUAUUUAUUUAUCAAAGCAGUUAAAGCAGUAUGUUUCAAUACACAGAGCAGUUUGAAUAGGUACAGUACAAGGCUUCCACUGAGACCCAGGCGAGUUGCAAGUGUAUUUAUUUAGUCACCAUAAAAAUCUUACAGAACAUGUUCAAAAUCGGAUCACAAAAAGGAGUGAGGUCAUAGAUCAUCAAACCAGUUUUUUUUUGUUCUUAAAAAUAAUGUACACUAUUUUACUAAAUGUUUCUACAAAGAUCAGACAUUAAUGUUAGAUGUGAGAGCGUUGAUCCUUAUCCAGUUGAUGGUAAAGGUGCUGUGGUAGUUGGUCACUCGCUCUGUAACAAUGCUGUUUGAAACACACAGGUAAAUAUACUUACAGCAAUGUUAUCCGAUAAACUAGAAUGUAAACACAUUGGUAAGAACA
This is a messenger RNA of Oncorhynchus masou masou (cherry salmon), 1510 nucleotides long. RefSeq names its product placenta-specific protein 9-like. The transcript has 4 exons. NCBI's taxonomy places the organism in Eukaryota, Metazoa, Chordata, Actinopteri, Salmoniformes, Salmonidae. The record is from RefSeq and is a predicted model, not a curated record. Bases 106 to 417 code for a protein of 103 amino acids.